Molecule: messenger RNA, 816 nt
Organism: Alligator sinensis (Chinese alligator)
Lineage: Eukaryota; Metazoa; Chordata; Crocodylia; Alligatoridae
Product: olfactory receptor 510-like
Exons: 1
Coding region: 1-816 (271 amino acids)
Biological process (GO): G protein-coupled receptor signaling pathway
Cellular component (GO): membrane
Molecular function (GO): olfactory receptor activity; G protein-coupled receptor activity
Source: RefSeq, a predicted model, not a curated record
AUGGCAGGUGAAGAGGUAGGAAAUCAAACUUCUGUCACCGAAUUUAUCCUCCUGGGAUUUGAAAUUCUUCCAGAGUUUCAAAUACUGCUCUUCAUCCUCGUUCUUAUAUUCUACAUUGCAACUGUGGCUGGGAAUGUCCUCAUCAUUGUGCUCAUCAUAGCUGUUUAUGAUCGGUACUUAGCCAUAUGUAAACCAUUGCAUUAUUCAGCCCUUAUGACUGACAGAUUUUGUUUCACCCUUGCAGCUGGCUCAUGGAUCAGUGGAUUUAUAGUUGUCACCAUUGGGUAUCUCUUCCUCUUACAAUUAACCUUCUGUGGACCCAAUCAAAUUGAACAUUUUUUUUGUGAUUUUCUUGAAGUGAUUAAACUCUCCUGCAGUGACACCUAUGAGAUUGAACUUGUUGCUUUCAGUUUUGGCUGUAUAUUCCUCUUGCCCCCAUUCCUUUUGACUCUCAUGUCCUAUGUUUGGAUUAUCAGGACCAUACUGAGAAUCCCUUCCACUACUGGGAGACAAAAGGCCUUCUCCACCUGUUCCUCUCAUAUUAUUGUGGUGACCAUAUUUUAUGGGUCCAUAACUAUAGUCUAUAUGUCCCCAACAUCCAACACCCUAACAGCACCGAACAAAAUAUUAUCUCUUUCCUACACUGUGAUGACUCCAUUGGUAAACCCUCUCAUUUACAGCCUGAGAAACAAGGAAGUAAAGGAAGCUGUAAGGAAAGUUGUCUGCAUGUUUCUGAACUGGAAAAGAAUGCAAUCAUUCCUGAACUCUAUCAGCAGGUUAAACAAAAUUGGACAUAACAGGAAUCCAAGCUGUUGA